AUGUCAUCGGUCACAUUGCCCUUAAAUCCAGUAGAAUUAUGGCGACCAAAGGAUGCAUCAAAUACAGAAAUCGAAAAAUUUCGCGUUAAAGUUAAUAAUAAGUUUAAGCUCAAUUUAGAAACAUAUCAACAACUUUGGAAAUGGUCAACGGAUAAUAUUUCCGAUUUUUGGGCGACGGUUUGGGAUUAUACAAACAUUAUCCAUUCGGUUCCUUAUGAGCAGGUCAUUGGUUCUGAGCCAAUGGAUCGAAUACCGACAUGGUUUUCUGGUGCAAGAUUUAAUUUCGCCGAAAAUUUACUACAAUGUCAGGAUAAAAAUAAAGUUGCGAUUAUUUCGACUGGCGAAGGCAGGAACACAAAAAGAAUUACUUAUCGCGAACUUUACAGCCAAGUUAGUCGUGCUGCUGCAGUGAUGCGAUCGUCUGGAGUUAAAGCUGGAGACCGAAUUUGCGCGUACAUCUCAAAUAUCCCCGAAACAGUGGUAGCAAUGCUCGCGGCUUGUAGCAUUGGGGCAAUUUGGAGUAGUACAUCAACAGAUUUUGGGGUGACUGCAGUUCUUGAUCGUUUUAAACAACUCAAACCAAAAAUUUUAUUUUCUGUAAAUUCUGUUGUGUAUAAUGGAAAACGUCUUGAUCAUUUGAAAAAACUUCAAACGGUAGUUGAAAGUCUUAUACAAGAGGGUCUUGAAAAAGUUGUGGUCGUCCCUUUUGAUGAAAGUGAUGAAAAUUCGCUUGAUCUCUCUUCACUUCCACUAGCAACUUCAUGGAACGAGUUUAUAAGUAAACUUUCUAAUGAGGAAUUGGAGCUUAAAUUUGAACAAUUACCCUUUGAUCACCCGAUUUAUAUUCUUUUUUCAUCGGGUACCACCGGAAAACCAAAAUGUAUAGUUCACAGAGCAGGUUUAUUAAUUCAACAUAAGAAAGAACACAUCCUGCAUGGAAACAUGUCAGCAAAUGAUGUGUUCUUUUACUACACAACAACAGGUUGGAUGAUGUGGAACUGGUUAGUGUCUGGAUUAGCCAUUGGGUGUACCAUUGUUCUGUAUGAUGGUUCACCUUUUAAACCCAACCCAUCUGUAUUAUGGGAAUUGACUGAAAAAGAGAGGAUUACAAUAUUUGGAACAUCUGCCAAAUAUAUUCAGAGUCUCCAGGAUGUAAAAUACAUUCCCAAAGAAUGUCAUAAUUUAGAAUCGCUUCGGAUGAUAUUUUCAACUGGAUCGCCAUUAAGUUCAGAAAGUUUUGACUUCGUUUAUAACUCGAUUAAAAAGGAUGUGUUGCUGGGGUCGAUUACCGGUGGUACAGAUAUUUGUUCGUUAUUUUGCGGCCAUAAUGCAGCUCUUCCUGUAUAUAGAGGAGAGAUCCAAUGUAUAUCAUUAGGCAUGAAAGUUGAAGCAUGGGAUGGCAGAGAUAAUCCGGCCUUUGCUCGUCCCGCUGAUUUGGUGUGCACCAAACCGUUUCCAUGCAUGCCAGUAUAUUUUUAUAAUGAUCAAGGUAAUUCAAAGUAUCUUGGUACCUAUUUUUCACAUUAUCCGUCGGUCUGGUAUCAUGGAGAUUAUGUAUGGAUAAAUCCGAAUACGGGUGGUGUCGUAAUGUUGGGAAGAUCAGAUGCAACGCUGAACCCAUCGGGUAUUAGAUUUGGUAGUUCUGAAAUUUAUAAUGUUGUUGAUAGUUUCGAGGAAAUAAAAGAUAGUUUGGCUGUUGGGCAGAAGAUUGGUGAUGAUGAAAGAGUUGUGUUAUUCUUAAAGAUGGUCGAUGACUGCGAAUGUGGUGAAGAAUUGAUUUUAAGGAUAAAGAAACAAAUCAGAGAGCAAUUAAGUCCGAGACAUGUUCCAGCUUUUAUUUUACCCAUCGCGGACAUCCCGUACACGAUAAAUGGUAAGAAAAUCGAAACUAUCGUAAAACGUAUAAUUUCUGGGGAGACGGUCACUCCGUCUGAAACUAUC
Molecule: messenger RNA, 1941 nt
Organism: Acaulospora morrowiae
Lineage: Eukaryota; Fungi; Glomeromycota; Glomeromycetes; Diversisporales; Acaulosporaceae
Source: the annotation of a GenBank genome assembly